Messenger RNA from Pochonia chlamydosporia 170, 318 nucleotides. RefSeq lists its product as hypothetical. Lineage: Eukaryota; Fungi; Ascomycota; Sordariomycetes; Hypocreales; Clavicipitaceae. The record is from RefSeq and is a predicted model, not a curated record. The coding region runs from base 1 to 318 and encodes 105 amino acids. The transcript has 2 exons.
AUGCUUGCCUUUGUUGUCCUUGCUAUUCUUCCCACUGUUCUGGCCUUUUCUGCUAGUGACAUUAUCCUCGUUUGUACAAAAGACGCUCUUUAUAGCUCCCUGUAUCAGCAUGGGCGGGAAUUUUGUUCCGCCGUGCUCGACGGGCAGACCUGUGAGACGGUCACGCCAACGGAGUAUGUGACGUAUGAUCCGCAAGUGAUUUCAUCUCAUCUGUGUGUUGCCGAAUCGAUGUCGGCCGCGGACAACGUCACAACCGACCACGAGGUGCUUCACCAAGACUACUCGAAGGUCGAUUUCGAUCGUUUCGUCUACAUCUAG